Hypanus sabinus (Atlantic stingray) is the source of this 807-nucleotide messenger RNA. RefSeq names its product stefin-3-like. The record is from RefSeq and is a predicted model, not a curated record. The coding region runs from base 76 to 366 and encodes 96 amino acids. NCBI's taxonomy places the organism in Eukaryota, Metazoa, Chordata, Chondrichthyes, Myliobatiformes, Dasyatidae. Gene Ontology annotation, cellular component: cytosol. Gene Ontology annotation, molecular function: cysteine-type endopeptidase inhibitor activity. The transcript is spliced from 3 exons.
UUGGAAGACAGACAGAGAAGGAGAGAGAGAGAGACGCUGACGGAAGGAUUGCAGAAAGACACAGAGCAGCUGAAGAUGUCAAGCACAGUGCUGAAGGCUGAUGAUAAAGUGAAGGAUAUCCUCACAAAGGUGAGGCCUGCAGUGGAGAAGAAAUGCAGUCAGAAAGCGACUAGCUUUGAGCCGAUAGAGUAUCGUGUGUCGGAGGUGAUUGGCACCAUGUAUCUGGUCAAGGUCGAUACUGGAUUCACCCACAAUUAUCUCCACGUUGAAAUCUACGACUCGCCUUGUGGUGGUCCGUUUCUGGUCGCGCAGGCGGAAAACAACAUGAGGAACGAUCACCUGGUUCCCCUCGUCUGGAGGGAGUGAGGACACCGCACUCGCACCGACCUCGCUCUGCUUCUAACCGCCACGGAUCGCCCACCAGCGGCAACCCCUCCACCACCGCCCCCUUCUCCCACAUCCCGGCCACACCGCUCGACCGUGCUGUCGGCCGGUAACACCGGGGAAUACCAGGACCCCACUCCCGCCAGGUGGUUCAAUAUCAGCUCACUUGGAUCUUCCUGUGCUCCGGCCGAAAGCCCACUCCCCGACCGACCCCCCAUCGGAGGGCUGAGGGGUAGAUUACACAUCAGUGGCCCCUCCAAGCAUCCACUCCCCUCUCCCUGAUCACCCCCACCCAAAGGUCAAUGGGGUCCCAGUGGUCCCGAUACCUCGCCCCCACCCGCAUUCUUUCAGCUCGCCGGAGCCCCGAGCGCGGUGGAUGUUCGACUGCAGACAUUUCGCAUAAAUAAAAUUGCAUUGAUUCAA